AUGCUGCGUAUUAAGAAUGCAAUCUUGGGGGAUAGUGGGACAACAGAUACUCUUCCCACGGUGACAGAAGGAGAGCCUACUGCCCGUGACCAACUCCCGGCCUUGCUCUCUCCGUCACUUUCAAUUCAUCAGGACAACACACCAGUGCAGGGAGUACCACACUGGCUACGCGAAUUGAACAGAUCCCGUGCCAUGAGACACAGUCGAGCUUCUUCUAUUGUCUCAACGCGCACCAAGUUCUCCACCACCACUCUGCAAGAAGAUGCCCAAAGUAUCGAUAUCAAUGUUGCUGGUCAAUAUUUUCGCAUCAGUCGUGAUGGCUCUCGGAUCACAGUCGACGAGCCUCCACCCUACACUGGCCCUGGUGUGACUGUUCGUUUUGGAAGUGGGCAGACGACUCCUGUGAGUCGUACAAGUGCGCUGAGUGAGGACAUCCGAGGUGACGAUGACAACCUGUCGGAGACAGAGGAUGGGGCCACCACUCCCAGAUCAACUAUAGCACACAUCGGCACAGAAAUACUGGUGGGCGCCAAUAUUCUAGAUCCUUCCGAGUUCGAAAUGCCAUCCCCAGUGGGCCCAGACCAGCUCACGCAUCGGUCGUCAACUAGAACGUUGGUCGGAUCAGAAAGACAGAACGCGUUGAAUGACUCGGAGCUGUCACAGAAUUCCGAUGAAAGUCAGGGCGAUGAGAGAUGGCAGGAAAGGACUCCAACCUCGCGUACCAACCUGCCGCCUCUUAGAGCACCGACAGUGCACUCACUACCAGCCACACCAAGCAGGCGUAUGCGCUUGCCUGCCCUUGUGACAUCCAACAGUACAGGCACCCUACCAACCUCUAUAUCACGUCCUUCCUCCCAGAGGUCUGGUAAUCUACCUGCUCUUCCUGAAACUCGGUCGGCGGGUCCUGUGUUAUUCAGAUCACAAUAUGAACGCGAACCCAGGUCACCAGAUUACAUUGGACAAAAUGCUAGGGGGAUAUUUCCCCCAACACACGGUUCGAGCACUGUUCGAGCAACCACUUUCUUCAAUGUCCCACGAGAGAUCGAAGUGGGUGGUGGACUGAGGACAGGGCGGUCCGACAUUGAGAGUGCCUCUGGAAGCUACACUCCAUUGUCAAUGGACACGGAAAAUGAUAUCAGCAUGCACUAUGCCCGGAUGAUGCGGAAGCUGGAUUACGCUCAUCGCAAGGCAUUGCAUCUCAAAGACAAGGAACUUGCAGAAAUGCGGGAGCGUCUCCAUGAGAAAGACACUGUCCUGAGGCAGCAACUCCGCGCCAAGGACUUUAUGAUUGACGAUCUGAAACAACGACUGAGCAAUCUUGAAGAGAACGUCGAGGUAAUGCUCGAGAAAGCGCGCAAUCAAGUCGAAGAUCUGUGGGAAUGUCGUUGGAAAGACCGCGAUUUUCAUCUCCGAGAACGGAUGCGGAGGAUAGAAGAAGAAGCACAGAAGGUGGUUGACAACAUCAAGCCUCGAAAUGCAAAAGCGGAUGCACAAGAUGCCUCCAAGCCAUCGAUUGUGGCAACUUGA
This is a messenger RNA of Exophiala bonariae, 1527 nucleotides long. RefSeq lists its product as uncharacterized. Bases 1 to 1527 code for a protein of 508 amino acids. The record is from RefSeq and is a predicted model, not a curated record. The transcript has a single exon. Lineage: Eukaryota; Fungi; Ascomycota; Eurotiomycetes; Chaetothyriales; Herpotrichiellaceae.